GCGGGCGGGGGCGCCGCGCUCUCCUCCCGGCCGCGGAUCCCGGCACCCAGCGAGCGCGCGAGGCCGGCGCGGGGGCCGACGCGGCUUCUUCCUCGCCGCCCGCGGCGUCCCUGGGUUGGCGCGCGCCGCGAUGGCAGCGGCCGAGCGGGGCUGAGCCCGCCGCCCGCCCGCAGCCCCCGGUCCCCGCCGGCCCGAGCCAUGGCGAAGCAGUACGAUGUGCUGUUCCGCCUGCUGCUGAUCGGGGACUCCGGGGUGGGCAAGACCUGCCUGCUGUGCCGCUUCACCGACAACGAGUUCCACUCCUCGCACAUCUCCACCAUCGGUGUUGACUUUAAGAUGAAGACCAUAGAGGUGGAUGGCAUCAAAGUGCGAAUACAGAUUUGGGACACGGCGGGGCAGGAGAGGUAUCAGACCAUCACAAAGCAGUACUACCGACGGGCGCAGGGAAUAUUUUUAGUCUACGAUAUUAGCAGCGAGCGCUCUUACCAGCACAUCAUGAAGUGGGUCAGUGAUGUGGAUGAGUAUGCACCAGAAGGUGUCCAGAAGAUCCUCAUAGGGAAUAAAGCCGAUGAAGAGCAGAAACGGCAGGUGGGAAGAGAGCAAGGGCAGCAGCUGGCUAAGGAAUAUGGCAUGGACUUCUAUGAAACAAGUGCCUGCACCAACCUCAACAUUAAAGAGUCUUUCACGCGUCUGACAGAGCUGGUGCUGCAGGCCCAUAGGAAGGAGCUGGAUGGUCUCCGAACACGUGCCAGCAGCGAGCUGCCAUUGGCAGAGCUGGAGGAGGAUGUGGGCAAACCUGAGGGCCCAGAGAACUCUUCAAAAACCUGCUGGUGCUGAGGGUCCAGCGUGGUACACUCACACAAUCCCCUCCCCUCCGGAGGCCUGCAGGCAGACAGGGGGCCUGGGCUUUGCCCUGCUUCUCCUCUCAUGUGGGUGACCCAUGGAGUACCAGUAGCUGCUGCUCCCCCUGCUGAGCCCUGAGAGCAGCCAUCUCCGUGCAGCCUCUGCCCCAGCCCCUCCACCCUGGAGUGGCGUCCUCCAGCCCAUUUCCCCAGCUGCAGGCAUGCCAUGAGCCCCAAAUGUGCUUGCGAGCCUUGUCUCCCCACCCCGAGCUCCCCAGACAGUGGCCAAGCCUGGAGUCCAGACCACUUUAAGGUUCCUUUCUCAGUGCAUCUCGUCUCCUCUCUGCUUUUUCUCUCUCCUUCCCACUUCUCUUUCUCUGUCCUUCCCCUCUGGUGUGUUUUGUAUCAGAACCCCUCUCACCCCUUUCCCUCGUGUCCUGCUGUGUGGCUGCUGGUGCAGCUUCCUUCUUCCCUUUCUUCCAAAACCUGCCCAAGAGAGUGGACUCAUGGGGCUGUGCCGUAUCUGCUCCUGGGAGAACCCCAACCCCACUUUGGGGUGAGCCAAGGCUAUGGGGCACUUCUUCCCCCCACCCCCCACCCCAUCCAGUCUUGUGCCAUGGGCCUGCCUCACUGAUAAUCUGGGGAAGUGGAACUUCAAGGUAGGAAGGAGACACCACAAUGGUGGGCCUCGAGCCUGGGGCUCUGCUACCUCUCCCCAUCCACUCCCCCAGCUUUGGCUUUGCAUGGCUUCCUGCCCACCUGCCUCUUGGGGGAACUGAGCUUGGAGAAGAAACAACAAUACGAUGAGGGGUGGCAGGGAUAAGAAGUCACCUCUGUUCUCUACCUCCCAUGCAGCGUGUACAUGAUUUCUCCCCACCUGGGCUCCUGAAUUUAAAGAUGGGGACCAGGGCCUGAGGGCACUGCAGGGGCAACAUCAAGGUAGGAGAGCCCUGGGGCCAGUGAUACUGAAGCCAGCCACACCCCCAGGAAGGGGAGUGCUUGACAGUGAAGGACUGGCUCCUGUACAUCAGGUUAAGAGCACAGGACGGCAGGCCUGAGACUGCAGUUUGCAAACCAGCUGGGAGUAUGGCAGCAGCAGGGCUUCCUGGGCCCCAUCUUCCAUUUCAUGUGUAAGAAAGGCACGUCCCCACAGCCUCCUGGCAGACGAGAGGGACAUAACCACAUUGGCGGGCCUACAUUGAACCCACAAGGUUUUCCUGCAACCCAGAGUUUGUGGGAGUAGGGCAGGGACUUCGUAGGGAGAAGGAAAAUAGGCCCUGGGUAGAAAUGCUUGGUGCCCUUCUCUUCAGCAGUCAAGACAAAGUGCUCGUCUUGCCCCUCGAGCUCCUGAAUAGGAGGCUUGAGGAUUUGCCAACUGCACUGUGGCCACAGGUGGAGGGACACAGACUCCCUCCUCCUGAGCUCUUUGUUUAGAAAGAAGUUUCUUUAACCCCAUGUGGCCUAAGAGUAGCUUGACAGAGGCCCUUGAAAGAAGGAACAGGUCAGUUACCAGUCCUAGUAACCUUCCCCACUUCCCAUGGCAGAAGAAGCCUAGGGAGGAGGAUCAUUCCUAAGCUACAUACUCUGCACUGCAUGGCUGAGCCUGGGGCAAAAAUGAAGACCUGAACAUUCAACAUUCACUAAUUAAGGCCCAAAACUCAGGGCACACACAUGUGAAGGAUUAAAGGCCCCACUUCCUGACCCCUCCAAAAAAGGGGUGGGGAAGAAAUUAAACUAUCAGAUCAAGAGAGACCAUGAGAGGGUAGCUUGGGAUAUAGGAAGUGGGGAUAGGUUAGCAGAGAGGAGGAAAAGGAGGAGGGUAGAGAGCUGACUCCAGGAUAAAGUCCUAAGCAUGGCUGGGGAUGCUUCCUUAAGGACUGACUCCUUGAAUAUCAGGACAUGCAUCACCCUGGGGGGUGAGGAGGUCAAUGUGCCCUCAGCCAGGGGCUUCAGAAGGCAAAGUUAUAUUGGGUAUUGGGUCCAAAGUAUGGAUCACAAUUGCUACUUUACACCACUGUCUUUCUCUCCUAGCUUGCUCAGGACAGAGGGAUUAUAUUUUUACUGUACCCUAGGAAUUCUAGGAGGGAAAACAUGGGGUCUAGAUUCUAUGAACUGAUUAGCCCAAUCCACACAGGCCACAACUGGGGAGAGGCAUAGGAGCAGGUGGAGGGUUGUGGUUUUGGGGUCCAUCUCUGCUGACUAGGUAUCAGAGUCAGUCUCACCCCUAAACUUCCCCAGUCAGGAGGUGGCCUGGGAUCAGGCACUGGCCCAGACUGCCAAGCAGGCGCUCCUACCUGUUUACUCCUCACCACCUCUGCACCUGCUGUCUUGAGACUCAGCCCAGCCCCAGGUGCGCCACCUGCACCUGAGGCCCCCACCCCCAUCUCCCUGUGAAGGUGAACUUUGUGUACUGUGUCUCGGGUCCAGUAUAUGAAUUGUGAGCAGGGUUCAUCUAUUUUAAACACAAAUGUUUACAAAAUAAAGAAUAUUUCAAACCA
Molecule: messenger RNA, 3340 nt
Organism: Manis javanica (Malayan pangolin)
Lineage: Eukaryota; Metazoa; Chordata; Mammalia; Pholidota; Manidae
Gene: RAB15
Product: RAB15, member RAS oncogene family
Biological process (GO): Rab protein signal transduction
Molecular function (GO): GTPase activity; GTP binding
Source: RefSeq, a predicted model, not a curated record